AUGCCCGGACCCUCGGGGUGCCGCGUCGGCCCUAGGCCGAGCACCCAGGCGACGCGCGAACGGCCAACCAUGACAACCAAGCUCCACGCAGGCGCCUCAUACUUCCUAUCCGGCGUCAUGCAAGGCAAGAAGGCCGACGGCGAGGGCAUCGCUGGAACCGUGCCGCAGGACUACCGCCGAGAGAUGAAGGAUGCCAUCCUCGCAGUGGACCAUGGCGCCGCCAUAAUCGAGCCGUGGGAUCUCGUCGGAGCAGAGGUGCAGAAGAUCUACCGGGAUGGCACGCCACAAUCGGCGAUGUUCGAAGCCGAUGCAGAUGUGAAGCAUUGCUUCGAGGUCUGCGUGGACGCCGCGGCGCACGCGGAUGUCGUCGUCUCAUUCCUGCCAGAGGCUUCCAUGGGCUCCGCGGUUGAGAUUUAUGCUGCCAAGCAGGCUGGCAAGCCCGUACUCGUCAUUGCGCCAGGCACUAUGGCGCAGAAUUGGGUGGUGCGCUCCUACGCGGAUCGCGUCUUUCCGUCCAUCGAUGCGCUGCAAACAUGGCUGGCGUCGCAGAAUGCAGCUGAUCGCGCUGCACCCACUGCUCGCGUGCACCACGACAGCCUCGCCACCUACGCACGCGUGUGGGCGCUCCAGCGCCUCGUGGACAUGACUCUCGGUGGCAACCAGACCCUCUCUGUCGAGGCGACGAAUGCCUACCUCGAGGCGCUCCUCUUUGCCAUCCUUCUCGCCAUCGUCGGCGUCACCGGCUCCGUGCGAGCACAGCUGGGCACGGCCCUCUGCAUCGCGGCGGUGACCUUCGUCAAGGCACCGUAUGUAUGGGAUUGCGACUACUGGCUCCUCCUCACCGACCUGUCGCUGCUCGUGCUCUUUCUGGCGCAUCGCCGCAGCGCCAGCAAGAGCCUCCGCCUAGAGCCUUCAGCGGGCGAGCGCGCCAGCCUCUUUGCCGCCGCGUCCUCGCUCAUCCAGGAGCAGAUGGGGCUGCUCUACGUGGCGGCGGGUUUUUGGAAGCUCAACUCGUCCUUCCUCUCGCCGCGCCACUCGUGCGCGCCCGUCUUCUUGCUGCAGCUCUUCGCCGACAUCCUCACGCCUCGCGGCCUCGAGCUGCCUGCCGUGCUCGCCUCCGCUCUCGGCCAGAUGGCGCCGCUGAUGGUCCUCGUUGGCGAGCUCUCACUUGGCGUCCUGCUGCUGCUGCCGAGCCGCACCCUCAAUCGUCUCGGCGUGGCGCUCGCGCUGCUAUUUCACACCGCCGUCGCCGUCUGCCCGCCGCCCAAUAACGUGGCCAUCUUCUCGAUGCUCUGUGCCUCACGCCUCGUGCUUGCCCUGCCGUGCGGCUUUGACGCCGCCGCCACCGAGCUCAAGGCCCUCGUAGGCGGCGCCGGCGCCCGCAGGUCGCCGCCGCUCGUCGCGCGCCUCUAUUAUGCCGCCGCCGCCGUCGCAGUGGCCAUCGCUGCCGCACUCGCCGACCAUCGCGAGGCGCUCGCUUUCUUCGAUUGGGGCUUGCCCCUCUUUGUCGCUCUCGGCGCCUUCGUUUGCCGUGCAGUGUUCCUUGAUGGUGAGGGUGCCACGAGCAUGCCGACGGCUGCUGAGACGCUUCCGCUGUGGCGACUGCGUUUUGGCAUCCGAAGCUUGACGCUCUUCUACGCGUUUGGCGCCAUUGUGCUGGGCGUGCACGAUCAGGGCCAGCCGCAUAUGUAUGCCAAUCUGAGGCUCCACGGCGGCUCGAACCACUACCUCAUGCCAACGGGGCUGCUGCAGACACUCUUCGAAGGUGCCGACCCGCGUAGCCCCCUCGGCGACUUUUCCGGUGGCGUGGUGCGCAUCGAGCAGACGACCUCCCCGUCGCUCAACGCGGCUUAUCCUGCCGAGUACACCACGCAGUUCUCCAGCCGCACGCGCCAAUUGCUCAUGCAGGCGGGGCACACGGGGCGCAUGUGGAACCCGAUGCUCACGCUCAUCACAUCCUGUGAGGCGCCGUGGGAUCCUAAAGGCGGCACGCCCUUUGUCAAGUACACGCUGCCCGCGCUCGAGCUGCGGCGCUUUGUGCACGAGCUGCGCCGAAAGGGCGAGGCCUUCGAGCUCACGUACACGCGGCUGCACAAAGCCACCGACGCCAGGACGCGCGUGAGCAGCGCACAAGGUACGACCAUCACGCUGCGCGAGGAUGGCAAGGGGGGGCGCAGCUGCACCGUCAUUAGCGGCGGCGGCCUCGUCGGCGGGGUGGCCGCCGCCAUCGGCCUCGGCAAGCCGUGUGAUGCCGACGAGCUCGUGCUGCUGCCGCCGCCGUCGGCGAUCGCGCGCAAGCUGCUGCUCUUCGAGCCGUACCCGAUUGUUGAGGGCGACGAGGAGGAGGUGCACUGCUUUGGGCCGUAG
Messenger RNA from Emiliania huxleyi CCMP1516, 2367 nucleotides. RefSeq lists its product as hypothetical. NCBI's taxonomy places the organism in Eukaryota, Haptophyta, Isochrysidales, Noelaerhabdaceae. The coding region runs from base 1 to 2367 and encodes 788 amino acids. The record is from RefSeq and is a predicted model, not a curated record. The transcript has a single exon.